Pristis pectinata (smalltooth sawfish) is the source of this 2332-nucleotide messenger RNA. RefSeq names its product splicing factor 3b, subunit 5 (gene sf3b5). Gene Ontology annotation, cellular component: U2 snRNP; precatalytic spliceosome. Bases 72 to 332 code for a protein of 86 amino acids. The transcript has a single exon. Gene Ontology annotation, biological process: mRNA splicing, via spliceosome. Lineage: Eukaryota; Metazoa; Chordata; Chondrichthyes; Rhinopristiformes; Pristidae. The record is from RefSeq and is a predicted model, not a curated record.
CGGGGCGGGUGGGCGGGCGGCCUCGGGUUUCAGGCGGGAAGCGCGGCGGUGCGGGGCGGGCGGGCAGCACCAUGACGGACCGCUACAACAUCCACAGCCAGCUGGAGCACCUGCAGUCCAAGUACAUCGGGACGGGCCACGCCGACACCACCAAGUGGGAGUGGCUGGUCAACCAGCACCGCGACUCGUACGCCUCCUACAUGGGCCACUUCGACCUGCUCAACUACUUCGCGGUGGCCGAGAACGAAACCAAGGCCCGGGUCCGCUUCAACCUGAUGGAGAAGAUGCUGCAGCCGUGCGGGCCGCCGCCAGACAAGCCCGAGGAGGCCUGAGCGGCCGGGCCGGGGGUCCGGGCCCGGGCGUGAGGGGGGACCCCGACCCCGGGGGGGGGGGGGGGUGCUGGAGGAGCUUGAAUGAGGGCUCAGGGGGCAAAGGCUGGGGAAUGGGGGGGGGGGGGUCUCCAACCUGGGCGAGUGGGCAGCCUCUGGCUCGGUCACUGCCCCCCACCCCCAUCCCUCAGCCCCUUCAGACAUCCACUGAGACCCACCAGCAGUUGCCCCCCCCCCCCCCCCGACACCCUGCAGCUCAGUCACAGCCCCCACUCCAUCUCCAACCAGGCUCUUGAAACUUCUCCCCAGGGAAUUGCCCCGGCUCUGCCUCCUCCUUACCCCCUCCCCAACUGCUGCGGGGUCAAACUCCACCUUCUUUGAGCCUUGGGUCCUUGCCCUUGCUCUUGACUGGUAUCUGCUCUCCGUUUCCUACUUCAACUCCCUUCAGUGACUGCAGUCAAAUGAUUUAACCUAUCACCAUUUCCCCAAGUUAUCUAUGAUUCCCUGCCCUAGCCCAGGGUACGCCAUGUGCCGAUAGAGUGGUUUACCUCCCACUCCCUCUCUUUUCACCACCCCCGCUCCCGGCCAAAAACCAUCCUAUGACCAACCAGCCAAGGAGUUUGCCCAACUUGCCUCGCACUGACUGUGUCUCCGCUUUUCUCACUGGAUCAUCGCAGGAAGGACUUUUGUUUGAUGUGAAGUUUUGUCGCAAUAUUGGAAACACCGGUCAACACAUCAAAUGGAUCUUCUUUGCGGGGCAUUGACGAAAUAAUUUUUACAAACACCAGCAAAUCCUGAGGCAAGAGCCAGACAAUCAUCCAUCUGUCAGAGCAGGAGUAUCACAAGGGGCAUCCUUGGCAGGUUUGUCAAAGGAUAAAAGAAAAACUGCCUCUUAUAAAAUUUGCAGCUUCCAAUAUUUUCCAUAGUGCCUCCUGUCCAGAGAACUGGAAUCACUGUUGUUAUUUCAGCGAGAUUAGCCCACAACAGCAGUCAGUGAAGGAAAUCUCACAUCCCUGCACCACCUAAUGAUAAGGAAGUGUCGACAUGUGGAGCCUUCAGUGAGAAGCUUUGAUCUUUGGAGGUAACCUCUUCGAGCAUGGGGAGAUUUCCCAGUUGGAGUAUUUAUCGAUAUUCAGACCUGAGGCUGAUACUGGCGUGAGGACCUCGACAGAGCCUGUGAUGGGGCUUGCAGAAUCACCUGGGAACUAUCGGUGAAUGAAGGCACAGAUGCUGCAGUCUCUGCCUCCACAGAUAUUGCUUGACCCGCUGAGUUCCUCCAGUUGUUUGGUUUCCGCUCCACUCUCAGUGAACGAUCUGUCCUGUGCGUAGAUAAAGUAGAGGGUGACUGCAGAUCUCUGCUGAGGAAGUGAAGAAACUCUUUUCGGCAAAUGAACUCUGCCAGUGCCCCUUCACCUUGACGAGCCUGUUUAAGCACACGAGUCUCAGAAGGCAGCUACGCCAAAGGCAACGUUCCUGGCAUGUCAGGUGGAUUAAUCGACGGGAAUGCGAGUGGAACUUUCAGAUGGCGUAAAAUAACAAAUCUUGGAACAGAAACCAACCAUCAAGUGAUUUUUGGGCUUCUCAAUGAUCCACUUGUUCAUCUGCAGUGAGGGUUCUACUCCGGAAUGGGUUGCGUUUCAGCAGAGAUUCCCACUGGUUGAUUGGCCGGCUUUGGAACAAUGAUGAUCCUGCCUGUGGCGGUGAGGAACCCUUUCCAUUCGAUCGCUGGAGCACAGAAGGAGGCCGUUUGGCCCAUUGAGUCGGUGCUGGCCUAUCAUUCCACAGUGAGGAUUUCAGGCCUGCGUGUGUCGAAUGUUUGCCAAAUGGCCAGCCCCUUGCUGACAAGUUCACGGUUCAAGCAUCAGCUCAAGUUGGAACUCUUAAAAUGCAGGUCCUAGAAAAAAUUUUUGCUUUAGGAUGAAGCUGCAGAUACUUGUGAAAGUGUGGUUUGCUCAAAUGUUUAUUACUGGCAUAAUAAAUGGUUUUCAGUUAUUUUGACCAUA